AAGUUUCGUGGGUAUAACAGCAAGGGAGUAAUGUAAUGUUCUGCAAGCUCUCUCCAUCUACUCCAAUCCCAAAAAAGGACAUAAAUAAAAGCUAGUCUGCUAGAAGCCUCUGUUAAAGAGGGAAAGUUUGAAGAGGAGAAAGAGGGAGAGCGAGGAAAAAGAAGAAGAAAAAAGGAUACCGUUUUUAUUGGAGACAUUUUACCCGAGGAUUCAACAUGGGGGAAAUGGUCAACGCUUGGUUUGCUGAACGUGUCCACUCCAUUCAGCCAUCUAGGGAAGGAUCUAAAGCUCCGCCAGAACCUUUAUCGGCCCUCCAUUCACUGGGUCCAACUGAUGCACCAUCUCCAAGUCCAGCUCCGUCCACCCCUACGCGAAAGAUCUCUGCAUCUGAGUUCGACAGGCCGCUUCGUCCCAUUGUUGUGAAAGACGCCGAGGGUUCGCUUACUUUUCUUAGCGAUACAGAAAGGGUGCAGAUGCCACUUCCUCCUCCCCAGCGGCCUGGCUCAGGCAACGGGACAGACGAGGGCGGAGGUAUUACGGACUCAAGAGUUCGUGAAAAUGGGGACCGCUGUGCUCGUCUGUUGGAGCUUGUACGGGAUGUUUCAAGUCACUUGGACCUUACUGCCCUGUGCCACAGGAUCUUCUUACACACUCACGAGUUGAUAGCUGCGGAUCGCUAUUCGUUGUUCUUGGUUGGAGAGGACAGUUCAAACAGGAAGUUCCUGGUUAGCCGGCUGUUUGAUGUCGCAGAAGGAUCCACUCUUGAGGAGGCUUCCAACAGUGGUAUUCGCCUGGAAUGGAACAAAGGAAUUGUGGGAUAUGUGGCAGCCACUGGACAGCCUCUGAACAUUAAGAAUGCAUAUGAGGAUCCACGUUUUAAUGCAGAAGUGGACCAAAUUACAGGAUAUAAGACACAGAGCAUCUUGUGUUUGCCUAUCAAAAAUCACAGAGAUGAGGUUGUUGGAGUAGCACAAGCAAUCAAUAAAAGGUGUGGAGAGAACAGUGCCUUCACAGAACAGGAUGAGAGGGACUUUUCUUCGUAUCUGGCUUUUUCAGGCAUAGUGCUACACAAUGCACAACUCUAUGAGACGUCACAGCUGGAAAACAGGCGAAACCAGGUGUUGUUGGAUCUGGCUAGCCUGAUCUUUGAAGAGCAGCAGUCUUUGGAGGUCUUACUGAGGAAAACUGUGGCCACCAUCUUGUCUUUCAUGCAGGCUCAAGAAUGCACUGUCUUCAUUUCUGACAGGGAGACAGCCAACACAUUCUCCAGUGUGUUUCACAUGGAACAUGACGAGCUUGCAGGAUCCGUCGACUUCCCAAACAGAGAAUGUGAUGUCAAUAAGAUUAACUAUAUGUAUGCCCAGUAUGUUAAGAACACUUUGGAGCCACUGAACAUUGCAGAUGUCACCAAAGACCAGCGAUUCCCAUGGACAAGUGAAACUCUACAAUCCUCAAACUGUCCAAUCAAAAGUCUACUGUGCACUCCAAUAAGGAAUGGGAAGAAAGACAAAGUGAUAGGUGUCUGCCAGUUGGUCAAUAAGAUGGAUGAAGCUUCAGCAGAAGUAAAAGCCUUUAACAGGAACGAUGAGCAGUUUCUAGAGGCCUUUGCUAUCUUUUGCGGGCUGGGGAUCCAGAACACACAGAUGUAUGAAGCAGUGGAAAGAGCUAUGGCCAAGCAAGAGGUCACACUCGAGGUCCUCUCUUAUCAUGCCUCGGCUGCAGAGGAAGAGACGAGGGCGCUCCAGGUAACUGCGGCUGCUACGAUUCCUUCUGCUCAGUCUCUCAGACUGCUGGACUUCAGCUUCAGUGACUUUGACCUGUCCGACGCUGAGACGACCCAGGCAGCCAUCCGCAUGUUCGUGGACCUCAAGCUUGUGCAGAAUUUUCAGAUGAAGUACAAGAGUUUGUGUCAGUGGAUCUUAAGCGUGAAGAAGAACUACAGGAAGAACGUGGCCUACCACAACUGGCGACAUGCCUUCAACACUUCCCAGUGCAUGUUUGCUGUGCUGAAGUCUGGGAGGUUUCAGAGCAAUCUGAGUGAUUUGGAGGUUUUAGCUCUAAUGAUUGCGACGCUCAGCCAUGAUUUGGACCACCGAGGUGUCAACAACUCCUACAUCAAAAGGAGUGACCAUCCAUUGGCCCAGUUGUACUGCCACUCCACAAUGGAGCACCACCAUUUUGACCAGUGUCUUAUGAUACUCAACAGUCCAGGUAAUCAGAUUCUGAGCGGCCUCUCUCUGGAUGAGUACAAGGCGACAUUGAAGAUGAUUGAGAAGGCUAUUUUGGCCACUGACCUGGCUCUCUACAUGAAGAAGCGAACAGAAUUCUUCGAGCUGUCUAAGAACAGUCAGUUUGUAUGGCAGGACGAUUACCACAGAGAUCUGCUGAGGUCGAUGCUGAUGACAGCAUGUGAUAUCUCUGCUAUUACGAAACCCUGGCCAGUACAGAAAAAGAUAGCAGAGCUGGUUGCCACAGAGUUCUUUGAACAAGGCGAUAAGGAGCGGAGAGAGCUAAACAUUGAACCUAUUGACCUGAUGAACAGGGAGAAACAGGAUAAAAUCCCCAGCAUGCAAGUGUCUUUCAUCGAUGCCAUUUGCACACAGUUAUAUGAGGCGCUGACAGGUUUCUCAGAGUACUGCUCCCCUCUGCUGGAAGGCUGUAGGAAGAACAGACAGAAUUGGAAGCUGCUUGCCGAGCAAGGAGAGGAAUCUUUGCUAAACGGAGGACUGUAACUUUUCUUUUCGAAACGCUUGCCGCGCUCGGGCUGUUCACAUCUUUCCCUGCCCUUCUGCCCGGAGACUGAAGGAUCGCAAGGCCCUGGUCCGAUGAUAAAUCGUUUUCACAAAGCACACCGAAGCAGGUUAAAAGUUCAAGGUUGGCAUUUUGUUUCAGCUGAGACUGCUGCGCUGCAAAAGACUCGAAGGAAAGAAGGACCGGUGGACAUGUACACGCGAUGAAGAAAUGUUGUAAAACUGUGACUGAAUUAUCUCGACUCGUUAAAGGAAUGUUCAAGAUUCAAUGCAAGUUAUUUCCAAAGCAUUUUGCGACGUGCCGUUUACAAAGAAAAUCGCGUCCGCUUGUUUCUUAGUUGCAAAUCACACUCAAAACGAAAGGGGCAAAACAUUUCGAAGGCAGAAGCAUACAGGUUGUAUUUUUGUAAGUAAUUAUAAAGCUGUAAAAAGUUGUAAACCUGUAGAGCUGUCUAAAUAAUAAAUCAUCUUUUUAGCAGUGGAAUUUCUAGUGUAAUUCUAUGUAAACAAUGCUUUGCAGUUAAAACCUCUGAUUUCUGGUAACCAUAGAGAUAUCUGGAGACGAGAUAUUAGUUAUACAAUUACACAGAUAAGCUGAGCUAACAGUUCUGGUAUUUUAGUUUUGCGUGUAACUAUACUUUUGAAAAGCACGAAUUUGAACAUUUAUUAACUGUUCCCUCACAGAUUUCCUAAUUGCGAUCUGCCGGUUUUAAGCACGGUUUCUUUCUCGUUUUUUUAUAACAUUUCAAAACUAUUAUAAUCGACAGCGCAUCAGCUUGUAUUGAGCCAAGAACAUUCCUUAUUUAUUAUUAUCGUGUUGUUGUUUUUUUUGUGCCUCGCACUCACCGAAUUACGCACAUACACAAAAUAUUAUUCCGCUAUAUUGCACUCCUAAAGUAAGCUGACAUAAAAGGAACACAUCGAACACGGUCGCUCUUCACCGUUUAACCUCAUUACAAUUUACUUUGUGUUACACCGUUGUACCGCGUUGUAGAUGUUAUUUUUCACCUACGUCGCAUGUAGUUCAAGAAAUCGGUAGCCUGUGAUAUGUGAACUUAUUUAUCAUCUGUUACACGAAUGGGUUUAAUUCUUUGACGGUCACGACAAAUACAUGUUUUGGAGUGUAACGGAAAUAAGAUGUCUGUGGAAAUGUCAAAUUCUAAAUGCUGCCGCUGCGUGCCAGUUUGGCAAAGAAACCUGUUCUACACCGCACAUGUUGAUGGUUUUUAUUUCAUAAUUUUUGAUCAAUUUUAUAUAACUAUUAAGGAUGCACCUUUUUCUGUUUAUUAAAAGGAAUUUAGGCGGCCAGCGAACAACUUGGAUGAAAAAAUGUAUAUUUUAAAGGUGCUUUAGCUGAUCGUUAUUUUUGCAGUUCACUCAAAAUGCUCCAGCAGUGUACAAUAUAUAACAAUAAUAAUAAUAAAUAUAACUGCAUGCAUGAGGACCAAUUACUCAGUAAAGACCAGGGGCCGUAUGUAUAAAGUCAACCAGAGUCAAAUUUGAGUUACAUAAUGAUAUGGAGUUGAUAAAAUUAUACUAAAUUUAUUUUUUUUGUAACUGACAAAGUAACCAAAAAAUAAUUUUGUUGCUUGGCUUUUUAAAAAUGGGAUGAGGAAAGUCAUUAAACCAAGUGGCAAAAAUCACAAAAUUGUCAAUUGCCAACAACAUUGGCAAUUGCCACGACAUAAUUAUUAAUAUUUCGUUUUUGCACGUUUUCAGAAUUUCUUUGUAUGAAAGCAUGGCCAGAAAUGAUGACCACACGAUUCGACAUGUUUCGUUGCGCUAACACAAAUAAAACAAUUGACUCUAUAGGCAAUACGCAUA
Messenger RNA from Puntigrus tetrazona (Sumatra barb), 4574 nucleotides. RefSeq names its product phosphodiesterase 5A, cGMP-specific, b (gene pde5ab). Bases 216 to 2732 code for a protein of 838 amino acids. Gene Ontology annotation, molecular function: protein binding; 3',5'-cyclic-GMP phosphodiesterase activity. Lineage: Eukaryota; Metazoa; Chordata; Actinopteri; Cypriniformes; Cyprinidae. The record is from RefSeq and is a predicted model, not a curated record. The transcript has 21 exons. Gene Ontology annotation, biological process: signal transduction.